Molecule: messenger RNA, 980 nt
Organism: Gastrolobium bilobum
Lineage: Eukaryota; Viridiplantae; Streptophyta; Magnoliopsida; Fabales; Fabaceae
Product: large ribosomal subunit protein eL6
Exons: 4
Coding region: 61-762 (233 amino acids)
Biological process (GO): ribosomal large subunit assembly; cytoplasmic translation
Cellular component (GO): ribosome; cytosolic large ribosomal subunit
Molecular function (GO): structural constituent of ribosome; RNA binding
Source: RefSeq, a predicted model, not a curated record
AUUGAUUGAACCAAAACUUGAACUAGGGUUUGUGGAAGUGCAACAGCAACAGGAACAGCAAUGGCGCCGCAACAGAGAAAACCGAGAGUUAGCAGAAACCCAGAAUUGAUAAGGGGAAUUGGAAAGUAUUCGAGGUCGAAGAUGUACCACAAGAGGGGCAUCUGGGCUAUCAAGGCCAAAAACGGCGGCGUUUUCCCUCGCCAUGAUACCAAAUCUAAACCUGAAGCUCCCGCUGAAAAAACCCCCAAAUUUUACCCCGCUGAUGAUGUCAAGAAGCCUCUUCUUAACAAGCACAAGCCCAAACCUACUAAGCUCAGGGCUAGCAUUACUCCUGGGACAGUGCUGAUUCUUCUUGCUGGUAGAUUUAAGGGAAAGAGGGUAGUGUUUCUGAAGCAGCUUCCUUCUGGGUUGCUUCUUGUAACUGGUCCUUUCAAGAUUAAUGGAGUUCCUUUGAGACGUGUGAAUCAGUCUUAUGUUAUUGGCACAUCAACCAAAGUAGAUGUCUCUGCUGUUAAUGUGGAUAAAUUUGAUGACAAGUACUUUGCAAAGGAAGCCCAGAAAAAGAAGAAGAAGGGAGAAGGCGAGUUCUUUGAGGCAGAGAAGGAGGAGAAACAUGUGUUGCCCCAGGAGAAGAAAGAUGACCAGAAAACAGUGGACUCUGCGUUGAUAAAAGCCAUUGAGGGUGUUCCUGAUUUGAAGACUUAUCUGGGUGCUAGGUUUUCCCUGAAGGCAGGCAUGAAGCCACAUGAACUAGUCUUCUAGGGGAAGCAAGGGUGUUACACUUGUUCUCAUAUGCUUCUCACUUUUUUUUUUUUUUUUUUUUGUGAGUUGGGUCCCAAUAGUUGCACUGAUAAUUUUCUUGGUAACAGACAAAUGAUGAACGUAAUUUUGUUAGGCAACAGAUUGUGCCUGAGAUGUUCCUUCCUGCAAUUUUGCUCUUGUGAACGUGUUAUUGAUUUUAUGAAUUUUAGAUAUUUUGU